AUGACUAUCAUAGCUGGAAAGUUGUGUCCCAGACUAUUUAGAGUCACCACCAACCACCUGAUGCUCAGCCUCACUAUCUCGGAUCUAUGUGUGGGUCUCGUGACACUCUACAAAGUGGUUGCUUUCUUCGAACCGUCGUUGAAUCACUACAAGAACGUGUGUAUAUACAAGCAAGUCUGUUCCUGUGGUGCCCUUUUGACAAGUCUCUUCAACAUCAUGGCAAUAGCUGUUGAUCGUUACAUAGCAAUUUAUUAUCCUCUUAAAUAUCCGAGAUACAUGACCAAGAGCGUAAUAAAAGUUGUGGUGAUGGCCAAUUGGUGCACAGCUUUUUUUAUAUCUUCGAUGCCCAUUUACUGGAACAGAUACCAGUCGACGGACAAAUGUGAAUUCGUGACUGUCGUUCCCAAGUGUGACCUUAUNAGAUACAUGACCAAGAGCGUAAUAAAAGUUGUGGUGAUGGCCAAUUGGUGCACAGCUUUUUUUAUAUCUUCGAUGCCCAUUUACUGGAACAGAUACCAGUCGACGGACAAAUGUGAAUUCGUGACUGUCGUUCCCAAGAACUACUACAAUGGAAUUAUUGUACCAGCGUUUUUAAUAAGUUGGAUCAUUGUUCUCAUAUUUUACUAUAAAAUAUGGAGGGAAGCUCGGGCUCAUUUGUACCGAUUAAGAAAAAGAUCCAAUGAACUUGGCUUGACCCGAAAGUGUGAUAGUAGUAAGAGCAAUCAGGUCGUGCUUUCAAUCCUGGGUGCCUUUACGAUCUGCUGGUUUCCCUACAUUAGCUUUUCACUUUUUUUACAAUUUCAUGAACUUACAGACACUAGUCUUAAAGUGUAUCAAAUGACUCUGUUUAUGAUGAUAUUAAACAGUGGUAUUAAUCCAAUAAUCUACACGUGGAAUAAUCCAAACAUUCACAAAGCCAUUUGUCUCUUAAUAAAGUGUCAAUCGCCGAUUCGAGACGAAAGCUCUUCGAACCAUCAAUCUUUUAAACAACAGCGUGGUGAAUCUAUCGAGUUUGAUGUUGUAUGA
Messenger RNA from Copidosoma floridanum, 1026 nucleotides. RefSeq names its product G protein-coupled receptor 12-like. Gene Ontology annotation, cellular component: membrane. NCBI's taxonomy places the organism in Eukaryota, Metazoa, Arthropoda, Insecta, Hymenoptera, Encyrtidae. Gene Ontology annotation, biological process: G protein-coupled receptor signaling pathway. The record is from RefSeq and is a predicted model, not a curated record. Gene Ontology annotation, molecular function: G protein-coupled receptor activity.